GAUGCGGGAGGGGAGCGCGGGCGGCCGCGGCGCGGAGAACCGGACGGGCGCCGAGCCCCCGCUGCACCUGUUCCCCGUGCCCGUACUCACCGGCAUCACCGUCGCCUGCGUCCUGCUCUUCGUCAUCGGGAUCAUCGGCAACCUCAUGACCAUGCUGGUGGUGUCGCGGUUUCGGGACAUGAGGACCACCACCAACUUCUACCUGUCCAGCAUGGCCUUCUCCGACCUGCUCAUCUUCCUCUGCAUGCCCCUGGACCUCUUCCGCCUCUGGCAGUACCGACCCUGGAACUUCGGGAACCUCCUCUGCAAGCUCUUCCAGUUCAUCAGCGAGAGCUGCACCUACUCCACCAUCCUCAACAUCACGGCGCUCAGCGUGGAGCGGUACGUCGCCAUCUGCUUCCCCCUGCGAGCUAAAGUCAUCAUCACCAAGGGGAAGGUCAAGCUGGUCAUCCUCUUCCUCUGGGCCAUCUCCUUCAUCAGCGCCGGCCCCAUCUUCAUCCUGGUGGGGGUCGAGCACGAGAACGGCACGAACCCCCUGAGCACCAACGAGUGCCGAGCCACAGAGUACGCCAUCCGCUCGGGGCUGCUCACCAUCAUGGUCUGGACCUCCAGCAUCUUCUUCUUCCUGCCCGUGUUCUGCCUGACCGUGCUGUACAGCCUCAUCGGGAGGAAGCUCUGGAGGAGGAAGAGAAAGAACAUCGGUCCAAACACUGCCAUCAGGGAUAAGAACAACAAGCAAACUGUGAAAAUGUUAGUCGUGGUGGUAUUUGCGUUCAUACUCUGCUGGUUGCCUUUUCACGUAGGACGCUACUUAUUCUCCAAAUCCUUCGAAGCCGGCUCCCUGGAGAUAGCAGUGAUCAGCCAGUACUGCAACCUGGUGUCCUUUGUCCUCUUCUACCUUAGCGCAGCCAUCAACCCCAUCCUCUACAACAUCAUGUCGAGGAAGUACCGCGUGGCCGCCUGCCGCCUGCUGGGCCUGCGCGCCCUGCCCCAGCAAAGCCUCCCCAGCAGCAAGCAGGGCAGCUCCCGCGGCUGGACAGAGCCUGGUGGCACCACAUGACACCGGGCACCCCGUGUCACCCGCCGAGUCCCCAGCAAGCCAGAACGGGAGGGAGGAGGGCAAGGAAUGGGAACGCCAAGGCUGAAAGCGCCCCUUGGGUCAUGGCCCGCGUGGGCUGAGAGGCGCGGGCGGUGAAAGAUCCCAGGGGAAAAGCCUGAAGUGUGGGACUCUGAGAGGAGAGAGGUGGUCACAGAUUUGGGCGAUGCUCCAGGUGUUAUUUUUGUGCUGCUUUUGCCCGUUUGAUUUUUUAACGCUGACUUUAGCCCAGACCCGUCCUGAGCAGGCAAACGUGGCCCACUUCACUCGAGAGUUUGUACGACUUCAGCAGCGCCAAUUCCAGCUGAAUUUUUCCAGAGUUAGCUUUAGUUUUGCUAAGAAUUUUGCUAGCAUCUAAUCAGACCCUAGAGAGAGAAUACUGAAUUGCCUUUUUGGAGUAGCAAACAGGAAAUUUGAUACACUUUUCAUAAUAUCAAUUUUUAAGUAAGCUCAUGUUUUUCUUGGAAUGAGGAAAGUUAUUUCUUAAAAAAAAAAAAAAAAAGAGAUAUAAAAUGGAUAAUUUUUAAACAUGCUAAAAAUAAGUAACCUUCAUGUCACAUCCAAGUAGAAAGGAAACAAAAAAAUGCUUUCACAAAAGUGGCUUAGAAUGUGACUGUGCUGAAAUAUUUUUUUAAAAUAUAUAUCAGUGGGACAAGGACAGUGCUGACUUCAGGCCUGCAGUGAUGCUAUAAAAAUGUGGAAUGCAAUCACCCA
Messenger RNA from Serinus canaria (Common canary), 1810 nucleotides. It is a transcript of the gene GHSR, whose product is annotated as growth hormone secretagogue receptor. Gene Ontology annotation, biological process: G protein-coupled receptor signaling pathway; hormone-mediated signaling pathway. The coding region runs from base 2 to 1060 and encodes 352 amino acids. Gene Ontology annotation, molecular function: growth hormone secretagogue receptor activity. Gene Ontology annotation, cellular component: plasma membrane. Lineage: Eukaryota; Metazoa; Chordata; Aves; Passeriformes; Fringillidae. The transcript has 2 exons. The record is from RefSeq and is a predicted model, not a curated record.